This is a messenger RNA of Endocarpon pusillum Z07020, 1110 nucleotides long. RefSeq lists its product as uncharacterized. Lineage: Eukaryota; Fungi; Ascomycota; Eurotiomycetes; Verrucariales; Verrucariaceae. Gene Ontology annotation, cellular component: elongin complex; nucleus. The record is from RefSeq and is a predicted model, not a curated record. The coding region runs from base 1 to 1110 and encodes 369 amino acids. The transcript is spliced from 3 exons. Gene Ontology annotation, biological process: transcription elongation by RNA polymerase II.
AUGGAGAGUCAUGGCGCCAGAUCGCUUGCAUUUCUGGCGCAGAAAGCUUGCAUCAAGUCUUUGAAGCGCAUCGAUGACAUCGGCGAUUGUCCCUAUGAACUCAUUCGGCCAGUGCUACUGAAAUUGGAGAACCCAGACCAAUUGCAUCAACUCGAGAUCAACUGUCCGCAUCUUGUCGGCCGUGUCGACGAAAUCUGGCUGCAACUCAUUAAGCGCGAUAUUCCGGAUUGGCAGAGCAAGCCGCAUCGACCAAAGGACCCGAAGAACUGGUGGAAGGUGUACAAGAAGCUCAAAGAGCAAACUGAAAAAGAUAGAGAGCAAGGUGCCGAGAAAUUGAAGGCGGCCUUGGACAUUAUCAACGAUGAGCGGGAACAAAACCUGGCCAAAGUGCUGUCUCGCAAGGAACUUCCCAAAGAGCCGAUUAAUUACAAGGCCAAAACCUUAUACAACUACAACAGUGGCAAGACUGGAAGUAAGUCGGGACACAAACUGACAUUACUGGAAAAGAUUAGAAAGGAGGCCCGAAACGCGCGACUUGCACGUAUGAACCAGCCAGUUCCCCGGAUAGCCAACAAGGCUACUGAGGUCAAGCAAGCACCUCGAGGCUUCGUUGAGGACCAAAAGCUCUUGGCUCGGCAAAAGACCUCAGCACCGGUGGCAAUAAGACAGCCAACGGUUCCACGGGUUGCCAAACCUCCUAUUGCUAUCGUGAGGCAGGAGAAACCAGCCUCUGACAAGGCAUUUUUAGAAAGAGAAGAACGGUUGAGGGCGCUAACAGAAGGGAGACGAAACAAAGCGAUUACUAUCUCCGAAACAAGCAGCCCAAAGACAGAUGCAAUUUCGAAGGGAUCUACCGCCUCACAAGCCUUGUCCAGACCACAGCGACCUCUUCCGCAGAGUGAUGGAGCCGACGACGAAGAUAUGGGUGGCACGCAAGCUUCAAGUCCAAUCACCAGGAGAAGAAACCAGAACGUGAGUGCAUCAAGGAGCACACCGAAACAUCAUACAGGUACACCGCCAUCAACCCGGUUUGCGAGUCCACCACCGCCACCCAAGCGAAAAGCGGAACCCUCAAUCUUCAUGAGCUUGAAGAAACCAAAAGCUACCUGA